UAAUUAUCUCCAGACGAUCCAUAACACUGAUAUCCCGAACAGACGAAGAAUCUUCCAGAAAUUACAAUCUUUUGAAGGCCACGAAUGUUAAAACAUGAAGAAAGUGUUAAUGAGAAAGGCUUAUUGAAAACGAAUAUGUUUCUGAAGGUUUUCUCUCAUUUUCUCUUCCGGUUUAGGCUGUUGAAUUUGUGAUGCGAAAUCGAAAGUAUUUUCGAUCCUGACAUUUAGAGUAAACAGGUCCUGCUGAACGAUUGAUUGUUUUCUCAAACCAGUGCUGAUCAGAGGAGCGAGGAAAGGACUCUCUCUCUAAGAUGAGUCUCUCAGAGAAACACAGUGUAAGAUCAGGAUCACAUGUGUCCAGCUCUGUGUCUCUGAAGAGUGAUCAGUCAAAACAUGGUGCAGGACCAGACUUCAGUGGAGAAAAACCAUCAUCUAAUAAAAGUGUAAGAUCAGGAUCACGUGUGUCCAGCUCUGUGUCUCUGAAGAGAAAACGAUCAAAACAAGAAGGACCAAACUUCAGUGAGGAAAAACCAUCAUCUAAUAAAAGGCUUCGAUAUGAGACAUUAGACUCAGACGUUCAGACUCACAGGAACCACAAAGACAAUCUCCUGUGGAUCUUCCAGGAUCUUAAGAGCAAAAUAAUUAAAUUUUUGAAGAAAGAGCUGGAAAAGUUUAAGAAAAUAUUACAAAAUGAGAACACAGAGAACUUUGUGAAGGACUUUAAUGAGAACAGAUGCAGUAUCAAAGCAGCAGCUCUUGAUCUCACACUACAUUACCUGAGAGAGAUGAAGCAAGAUGAAGCUGCUGAUGCUCUAGAAAUUGAGCUGCUCUUCAUUCAUCAGCUAAAAUGUGGCCUAAAGAAGAAGUAUCAAUGUGUGUUUGAAGGAAUGGCGAAGCAUGGUGACUCCAUACUUCUGAAUAACAUCUACACAGAUCUCUAUAUCACUCAGGGUGGCAGUGAACAGGUCAAUACUGAACAUGAGGUCAGACAGAUUGAAAUUGCUUCCAGGCAUCAUCAAUCUCAAGAGAUUCAGAUUAAAUGCACAAAUUUGUUUGAAGCUCCUGAACAAGACGAGGAGAUCCGAACUGUACUGACAAAAGGAGUCGCUGGCAUCGGAAAAUCAGUCUCUGUGCAAAAGUUUGUUCUGGACUGGGCUGAAGGAAAAGAAAAUCAAGAUAUCAGUUUCAUAUUUCCUCUUCCAUUCAGAGAGAUGAACUUAAAGGAGAAAGAAAAACUAAGUUUGAUGGACCUUAUAACUCAUUUUUUCCCAGAGACAAAAGGACUGAACCUUACAAGAAGAAAUCAGUUCAAAGUCCUGUUCAUCCUUGAUGGAUUGGACGAAUGUCGCCUUCCUCUGAAGUUUGAUUGUAAUGAGACGUGGAGUGAUGUAUCGUCACCAGCCUCUCUGGAUGUUCUCCUAACGAACCUCAUGAAGGGAAAUCUGCUUCCUUCUGCUCUCAUCUGGAUCACCACCAGACCAGCAGCUGCCAGUAAGAUUCCUCCUGACUGUAUUGACCGGCUGACAGAGAUACGAGGAUUCAAUGAAGCACAAAAGGAAGAGUACUUCAAAAAAAGAUUCACGGAUCAGAAUCAGGCCAACACAAUCAUUGAUCAUGUUAAAAAAUCAAAGAGUCUCUUUAUCAUGUGCCACAUCCCAGUCUUCUGCUGGAUUUCAGUCACUGUUCUCCAGAACAUUCUGGAGGAGAAAAGGAAUAAUGAUAUGAAAAACAAUCAGGCUGAUGAGAUCUCUAAAACACUACAGGAAUCAAAUACUGAAGACACGCCCAAGACUCUGACACAAAUGUACACACACUUUCUCCGCUUUCAGAUCCAGCAGAGCCGCCGAAAAUAUGAUGGAGAAUAUGCAGCAGAUGUUUCCUGGGAUAAAGAUGCCAUCCUUUCACUGGGGAAACUGGCAUUUCAUCAGCUGCAAAGAAACAACGUGAUCUUCUAUGACACAGACCUGGAAGCCUGUGGUAUUGACGUCUAUAAGGCAUCAGUGUACACAGGCAUGUGUACCCAGAUCUUUAAGAAGGAAAUAGGGAUCAUUCUUGGUACCAUGUACUGCUUUGUUCACUUGAGCAUUCAAGAGUUUAUUGCAGCCCUUUAUGCACAUCUGUUUCUAGACAUCAACAAGAAAAGUGUGUUUGUUCAUGAGUCUACAGAACAGGAAAACAAAAAUGAAACCAUGAUUGAUUUUCUCAAGACUGCAGUGGACGAGGCGCUCGAGAGUGACAAUGGACACCUGGACCUUUUCCUUCGCUUCCUCCUCGGUCUGUCAGUCCAGUCCAAUCGACGACUCUUACGGGGUCUGUUGACACAGCAAGACGCCAAUGACCAGAGCAACAAGGAAAUAGUUCAGUACAUCAAGCAGAAAUUAGAAGAUAAUCUGUCUGCAGAGAGAUCAAUCAAUCUAUUCUACUGUCUGAAUGAACUGAACGACCAAACUCUGGUGAAGGAGAUACAGACCCACCUUAGCAAAGGAAGUCUCUCAUCUGCUGACCUUUCACCUGCCCAGUGGUCUGCUUUGGUCUUUGUGUUGUUGACAUCAGAGGAAGAGCUGGAGGAGUUUGAGCUUCAGAAAUUCAAGAAAUCAGACGAGUGUCUCAUUAGAUUAUUGGCAGUCAUCAAAACCUCCAGAAGAGCUCUGUAA
Molecule: messenger RNA, 2654 nt
Organism: Megalobrama amblycephala (Wuchang bream)
Lineage: Eukaryota; Metazoa; Chordata; Actinopteri; Cypriniformes; Xenocyprididae
Product: protein NLRC3-like
Exons: 7
Coding region: 312-2654 (780 amino acids)
Source: RefSeq, a predicted model, not a curated record